AGACUCUGGGACUUCUUCCAGGGCCAACUUUCAUAUGCGAGCUUCAUAUUCAGAAACUAGUCGUCGAAGGAGGUGUUCCAAGUCUAGGGGUUCUUCUGCAGAUUCGUCAGGAUUGUCAGGGUCCUAAGUCUUAUCCCGCAGUCCAGCUGUCUUGGAUGUCGAAUCUCGCAGUCACCACCAAAAUGACACCAGAGAACCGGC
Messenger RNA from Cetraspora pellucida, 201 nucleotides. The record is from the annotation of a GenBank genome assembly. Lineage: Eukaryota; Fungi; Glomeromycota; Glomeromycetes; Diversisporales; Gigasporaceae.